Messenger RNA from Venturia canescens, 1419 nucleotides. RefSeq lists its product as uncharacterized. NCBI's taxonomy places the organism in Eukaryota, Metazoa, Arthropoda, Insecta, Hymenoptera, Ichneumonidae. The transcript has 3 exons. The record is from RefSeq and is a predicted model, not a curated record. Bases 97 to 972 code for a protein of 291 amino acids.
AAAAUUGCUGGUUGAUACUGCUCCAUUGGGAGGCGUUAUAAAAGCAAGCAACGAACGCUCGGACGAGUUUAAAUCGUUCCAACGAGACGCACAGUCAUGAAGUUUUUCGUCAUACCGUAUCUCCUCGCGGUUGAUUUGGUCGUACCAUCCGGUCGGUUCGACUACAAACCAACAUUUUUCUUCCACGUUGUCGUUCACUCGAGCGCGACGGUAGAAAAUUCAAGAUCGUUAGGGACGGAUUACACCCUCGAAGGUACAAUGUCGUGUACCCCGGACCCGAUAAGUUUGUGGUGUUGUUUCAAGAACACUAAGAUAACGCACGAUCAGAUAUUUCUCAACUAUUCGUCGAGAACGAUUUUACCAGCGGAUCCGACGACCGACGAUCCCGCGACGAUAACGAACGAGAAAUUUCUUCUUGAAUUCGACGAGACAGGGGUGAAGAUAUCGUCCUGCAACGAGAAGUCCGAACGAUCCUUGAGAAUGAUACAAAAGAUAGUUGAUCUGUUGAACGUCGACGUUGAUUUCGAUGGUGAAAGGCGGGGCUCCUCGAGGCUCGAAACGCUCACGAUCGUCGACGAUUGUCCGGUCAAAACGCGAGCCAAUUUCCGCCCACUCGCUCAUUCCAAUCCGAGGAAGCUCGAGGAUGGUUUCUUCAAGUUAAUGUCACAUCCGGACGACUUCGACGAGACCGCAGUUUGGGUUUUAGACGUCAAUCGUACCAAAGAAAUAGCCAAUUGCAAACGCUCGCAAGAUUUUUUCUUCGGCAGUCGUGGACACAACGAUGUCCUGCACGGCAGUAAACUUUCCUCGAACGUGACCUCAUCGACGAAUAAGAUUAAAAUGACGAAUGAAAACUUUACCUCGACGAGCUACACCGAAGGCACGAUGACAUCGAAAACCAUCAAGUUCCUUGUCAAAGACACCAUCACUGUUUCCAUCGAUCUCAAUGAUAUAUACGUACCUGCUGCCUGAGCAGAAACAACAAUAUUAGCGCGAUAUUCAAUUUUAUAACGGAAGAAAAUAAAUAUUCCUCGCAAAUUGAGAAACACAAUAAUUUCCCAAUAAAAGGGAAGAUAAAUAAAAUAAAAUCGAGGCUUCUCAUUCAUAUUCCUGAACAAGAGAAAACAUUUAAAAUUAGAUGAAAUUGUUUGUUUAUUUAAAUUACGUGUUACAUCUAAAAAAAAAAAUUAAUAACUAUCGCUAUGAUCAUGUACAUCGUUAUCGCAAAACAGUACGUAUAUGUUGAUCAGUUUUUUUUUUACUGAUUUGGUACUUUUCCUCUAAUUAAUGAAUGGAAUCGUUUUUUUUAAUAUUUUUAUCGAAUGAUGGAAAUCCGGUGGCGAUUAUCUUUUGCAAUAAUAAUUUUAAUAAUAAUAUUCAAUAUAUAUAUAAUAUAUAUGUAUAUAAUAUGUCUAUCUA